UUUCGGUUCCCGACCCCAACGAACGAUGCAGUUCGAAGGCGCGGGCAUCACGCUGGAGCGCAAUGUGAUCGCGAUGUUGAGUGAAUGCGGAGACAUUCCUCCCAUGUACGAAGACCCGGACUUCGCGGCAAAGCCCAUCUCUCUCUACCUCAACCCUGACAAGGUGCCCGAGUAUGCCGUCUCGUCGAAGCGGACGUCCAACGGCGCUGCCGACGACUCGGCCGUGGCGUGGUACCGACCGGGCCACGUAACUGCCGACCCCGACUACUUCAAGUGCACAGCCGGCUGCGGCGUGCUGCGGGAAGGAACGGGACUCAACGAUUCGUGGCUGGUGGGGGUGUUUGCGGCGCUGGCGCUACACCCCGACAACUUGAUCGAGAACCUCUUCGUGUCGCCCAUGCACGAUUUCAAAACGUACGGCAUCUACACGUGUCAGUUCUACAAGGACUGCCAGUGGCUCGAAGUCGUCACAGACACGCGGCUACCGUAUUCACAGUCCCUUGAUGACGUACCCAAAGCAGCCAACAACAGCGUCAGCCGGCCAGGCCAUUGGCUGUACGGAAGCAGCGUCGACAAAAGCGAAGUGUUUAUACCGUUGUUGAUGAAAGCAUAUGCGAAAUUCCAUGGAAGCUACGAAGUGCUGCAUAACGGGAGUAUCUUGGAAGCAUUCGUCGACUGCACGGGCGGCAGUGUAAAGAAAAUCGAUUUAACCAGCGAUAGCAGUCGCAAAUUGAUUGAAACGGGCGAACUCUGGCCUAAACUGGUGAAUCAUGUGAAUUUUAAAAGCGUCGUGACUGUCCAGCUCAAGAUGGCGGCGAUGCUGUACAACGAAGUGACGGGCUCGGGCAUUUUGAAGAACCACUUGUACGUCGUGCAACACGUGAAAGAGCUCGGGUCGCUCAAGUUUGUCAAGCUCAAAAAUGUAUGGCAAAAAGGACUGUGGAAAGGCGACUGGAGCAACGACGACAGCAAAUGGGAAGACAAUUUGCAAGUCGAAGCAGCGUUGAGGGCCGACCCCGCGUGCGAAUUCAACCGCACCAAAGCCGACGGCACAUUUUGGAUGAUUUGGGAAGACUUUGUCGAAGCGUUCAACGAACUGUACAUCGUGCGCAACUUCCCAUCCACGUUCCAUCAAUACUGCGUCCGUGGGGAAUGGAUUGGGCAGGCCGCGGCGGGUCCUCCCAUGAAGCCGCCGUCCGAGGCUACCAGCUCGUCGGCUCCAGGUCGAAAAUGGCUGAUCGAGCCAGACUCGGAGCCGAGCUGGUUUCUAAAUCCGCAGUACCGCCUUGUGGUAGCCGAGAAGACGUCGGUGGUGGUGUCCCUGCUCCAGCGAGACUUUCGAGUGUUUGGGGGGGAUAACUUUGGCGUGAAUUUUGUGCUUCUGGAGGUGAAAAAGAGACCCGUGGCGGCGUCGAUGGUUUGGGAGUGGGACAAACUGGCGGUGGUCGCGGAGGGACACACGGGGACGGGCGGGGAGAAAUGUCAUCCAGAGCGAGAAAUUUCCAAAGGCAGCGUCGUGUUGGAGCCGGACGUGGCGUAUAUCUUCAUUCCGUACACGGACCAUGGCGGCGUGGAAAUGGAGUUUUUCUUUCGCGUGUUUAGCCCGAAACCGGUUCAAAUCGACUCGCUGAUGCCCCUGAACACGCUCGUGGUCCAAGGCCGGUGGCGCGUGGACGACGACGGGAAUACCAACGCCGGCGGACCGUUGGUGCACCACUUGACCUCAGGCGUGGAGAACUUGAACUGGUGCCAGAACCCGCAGUACCUACUUCGAUGUAUCGGCGCGUCCAAGCCCGUGGACUUGAAGCUCGUGCUAAAGCGAACGGGGCUCAAAAGUACAGCCAAAGGACACCGCCGAGAUCACCAGAAGGACAAGGGGCAGCUCAUUGGGCUGGCUAUCGUCAAGCCCGACGCGGACGAGUCAGCCGCGCAGCAGCAGCUGGGCAAAAAAAAGGAAAAAACAAACUUUUUAGGCGAGCCUGUCAACCCCAAGAAGGCGUCUGUGGAGUACGCUACCGUGAUCGGGGGAUUGCCGAGCCGAAAACUACUCGUUAAAGCGGACGAGUACUGCGUGUUGUCGGACUUUAGUAGUGCGCACGUGGCCAGUGUCUUUCUCCGCAAAGUGCCACCGGAAUGGCUCGCAAAAGGGUUGCUGGUGGUGCCGUCGUUGGGGGAGGCGCGGGGCGAGGGCGGUUAUGACCUCGAAGUCCACAGCGAUGCCUCUGCGAUGACGUUGGACGAAAUUCCCAGCACCCUGUCGCAGACGAUUGCGGGCGAGUGGAGCGACAAGGCGGGCUCGGCCGGUGGCAGCCACUUGAGUGCCGAGUGGAAGAAAAACCCAAAGUUUUACCUCACGUUAAAGUGCGUAAGACCGGCGGCCGUGACCAUCGACUUGUACCGGUCCGAGUUUGAAUGGCGUGCCAAGUGCAAAAAGGAUUCGGUGGGGGCGAUGAUGGGGUUUUACCUGUUUCAAGGGUCCAAGGGCACUCGGGAAUCGUCGACGGUGGUUGUGGAUGGCAAGAGAUGGACCGAGACGGACUUUGUGCCGCUGCACCACGUCAGCAUAUCGGACUUAAGUCUGCCGCCAGUCUUUAAUGAGUCCUAUGUGAUCAUGCCUGCGACGUGGGAGCCAAACAAGUGCGGUCGGUUUCUGCUGUCGGUCUCGGCCGACUGCGAAUUCACCCUCCAAGGCGAACAAGAGUCCUAAAAUACAAUUAAAUGAUCAUAGGUUAUAUAUCGGUAUCACACUACCUAUAAUAGUUUGGAACUACGGGUGUGC
This is a messenger RNA of Aphanomyces astaci, 2779 nucleotides long. RefSeq lists its product as hypothetical. Gene Ontology annotation, cellular component: cytoplasm. Gene Ontology annotation, molecular function: calcium-dependent cysteine-type endopeptidase activity. The transcript is spliced from 13 exons. The coding region runs from base 26 to 2707 and encodes 893 amino acids. Gene Ontology annotation, biological process: proteolysis. Lineage: Eukaryota; Oomycota; Saprolegniomycetes; Saprolegniales; Verrucalvaceae. The record is from RefSeq and is a predicted model, not a curated record.